AUGCCACGCGACCCCUCGGGCGUCCCCCACACCGGCACCCUCGGCCUCUUCGACGACGUCGACGAACUCGCCACCUCGACCGCCCUCACCACAUCCCAUGAACUGCACCGGUUAAAGGGCCAAAUCAGGCGUCUGGAACGCCAUGAUAUCUCUGAAGCACGCCGGCAGUACCGGGAGGAUGGUAGGGAGGUGCGUAGGGAUAAUAGGAAUGCGAAGAAGGAGAAGGGUAAGGGGAAAGAGGGCUGGUGGAAGUCAAUAUUCAGCACCAAGACACCCAAGACUGCGCGAGAGUUUGCAGAGUCUGAAAGACUACAGUCAACGUACGAAAAAGAAGACGGAGAAGACAGUGAGCCCGACAACCGGCAGAAAAAUAUACAGUACAGAAUCGUGCGUCGACCAACUACACCAGAAGCUCCGUGGAAAGCAGAAGAUGUACAGAGUGUUGAUAGUAUAUGGUUGCAGGAGUGUGGUAUGGUGAGGGUGAGGAAUAGUAGGGAAGAGGAAGAGGCUGAGGUUGAUACUGGAAGGCGACGUUGA
Molecule: messenger RNA, 537 nt
Organism: Pyrenophora tritici-repentis Pt-1C-BFP
Lineage: Eukaryota; Fungi; Ascomycota; Dothideomycetes; Pleosporales; Pleosporaceae
Source: RefSeq, a predicted model, not a curated record